CGGGGGGCCCACUCUCACCAAGGUGUUCAUAUCCACCGUCCGAUCUGACGGGCGUCUCAGAUCACUUGAACUUUGAUUAGUUUAAAACAACACCAGAAGCAGAAUGGGCGAAGAAGAAAAGGAUCGAGAGAGAGAAUAAGGCUUCUGUCUCUGGAACACGAAAUUGCUCCGAACAAGAUUGAGAUGAAGAACAACGAUCAAGAAUUGAAGCACCUAGAGUUUGUGAGGUUGAUCUCGAUUAACGCUCUGGUAUGCGUAUCGUAUCUAUACGAAUUCGCGAAGCAAAACUCCGGUCCCUUGAAAUCAACGGUCGGAACUGUAGAGAAAGCUGCCACCACUGUCAUUGGACCUGUUUACGAGAAAUUGAAGAGCGUACCCGGUGAUCUCCUUGUUUUUCUUGAUCAGAAGGUGGAUGAAGCAACAACCAAGUUCGAUGAGCAUGCACCGCCCUUGGCGAAGAAGGUUGUUUGCCAAGCCCAGUCUAUGGUGCAGAAGGCAUCGCAGGUAGCUCAGACCUUAGUGCAGGAAGCUCAAGUUGGUGGCCCAAAUGCUGCCCUUCGUUAUGCUUGUACACUAUCCAAGCAGUUCGUUUUCAGCCAACUGGCAGUGGUCAUGUAUGAAGUCAACCGUUGGCCGCCAUUACAUGCAGUUGCACAGAUGGCUGUUCCCACUGCAGCUCACUUGGCCGAGAAUUACAACAAAGUUGUUUCAAGUAUGGCUGCGAAGGGCUAUUCUAUCUUUAGCUAUUUCCCAUUAGUUCCUAUUAACAAAAUGUCCAAGGGAUAUAAGCAGCAGGCUGAGGCAGCCGCCACCCCCACAAAGGAGGGCGAUGCAGCCACUUCAAUUGAAAGUGAAUCAGAUGAGGUUCAGGAAGUUGUGACCUAGUGUGUGGGUUUGGCAUAAAAACGUUAGUCUGCCUUAAUUAGCUUUCUCAAUGGUAUGGAUCAAUGUUGUGCGAAGGAUAAUGGGCUGGUAACUUGUGUAUAAAUAGUGACUUUGUCGCGUCUAAUACUCUCUUUCCUGUACAUUUAUGUGCAUGGUUUUACUUUUUUUGUUGCAACUCUCAGAAGCAUAGAUAUCUAGGUUAGAUGUAUUUAAAAAACAGCUUACCAUUCCAGGAACACAAGAAAGUCAGCAGAGACAGAAUCCAGGACUACCAAGUAACUAUAUGGGAGAUGGUCCAGUGAACCUAGAAGGGGCUUAAUUCAACCACGAAGUUAUGUUGUCACAAGAUGGUAUUCCUUAAGCUGUAAGAGCUCGAGUCAAAUUGACCAGUUUCAGCAUCAGUUGAGGCCUCCACUAGGUGACAUUCUCUCAAAGAUCUUCACAUGGGGGUGCGUGCGAUUGUUCUUGAGAGAGUCCAUGCCAUGAUACAUUAUCUAAGUGUAUUAUCUAUAUCACCAGCUACAUAAGCUUCACUUUUGCAAAAUAGAAAUAAAAUAUCCUUUUGGUUUUUUUAAACAAAAUUUUCUACUUUGUAAAUAUACAUAUUUUAAAAAACCAUUGCCUAACGGUAUAUUAGUGCUUUUUCCCCCUUUUCUGGACAACCCAUUAAAUACUGAAAUGAAAGUGUAAAUUCAG
This is a messenger RNA of Ilex paraguariensis (yerba mate), 1581 nucleotides long. Lineage: Eukaryota; Viridiplantae; Streptophyta; Magnoliopsida; Aquifoliales; Aquifoliaceae. The record is from the annotation of a GenBank genome assembly.